AUUAUCAUAUGUGAAGCGCGCUGACAAAAUGAGUUACUUUUCGCAAUCUACAAAUGGAGAUAUUGGAAAAAUCGACACUUGUUUCAAAUUGGUAGAUUUUAUAUUGAUGCCAUCUUCUUUAAGUAUAACAUGCCUUUUAUUUUUUCAUGCUUAUAAAUUGCAGAAACUUCCCCCAUAAGCGUGAUGUAUCUAUUUUCAAAGGGUUUGAAUCUGAGAAAUGACUCAUUUUGUCCGCACGCUUCACAUGUUCUACUUUUAAUUUCUUUUCCCAUUUUUCCCCCCAUUUUUUUCGGAGAAGUCAGGAAGUGGUGUAGGUGUAGACAGUUUGUCAUGUGUGCCCGGCUAGGUGUAGACAGUUUGUCCUGUGUGCCCGGCUAGGUGUAGACAGUUUGCCCUGGGUACCCGGCAGCUGGAUAUCGGCGACCUGACUGAGACAAUCAUGAGGUUUCUCCGCAAGUGGAAGUUCACCCUGGCCGUGCUGGUGACUGUUGGGGUGGUAGCUAGCGCCGUACACUUCAUCACUCGGAGCAAAUUCAUGGAUUUCGAUCAGGGUGGAAGCAGGUGACGGAGGCCCAUUACGGUGUCUGGGACCAGGGACUCGCGCGACUUCCCCGUGAGAACGUUACACUGAAGGGUUACCUCCAGUCCUGGAAGUACUUCGCCGCGGCUCACACAGAACUGAGGGAGCAGUUGACGUUCCGGGAACACAUCGCAGAGAGCGCGGACGAACUGCUGGAAGAAAUACGACAGAAAUUCCCCAACAGAUCUUUGGUCGGUGUCCACGUGAGACGAGGCGACUUUCUGAAGCCUGAAAUGCUUCAACUGGGCUACAUUUCCCCGGAAGCGACGUAUUAUUCAAAAGCGUUCGCGCACAAGCGCAGAGAGCUGGGGCAGGAGACGCCUGUGUUGUUUGUGGUGGUCAGCAACGAUCGGGACUGGUGCGCCGCCCACCUGAACGGAAGUGACGUCGCCAACAUGAACGGAAGUGACGCCGCCCACCUGAACGGAAGUGACGUCGCCAACAUGAACGGAAGUGACGUCCACAUUGUGCGCGCGGCGGGGGCGGAGGUCCACCUAGCCCUCCUGGCCCGGACACAACACGUCAUCAUCUCUGCCGGCUCGUACAGCUGGUGGGCGGGCUGGCUGGCCGGGGGAAAGGUCAUCUACUACACCGGCUUUCCCAGGCCUGGCAGCUUCCUCAGUCGUCACAUCAGGGCACAGGAUCACUUCCCGGCACACUGGAUAGGCAUUGGUGACUGAAGUAACGAACACUGGAUAGGCAUUGGUGACUGAAGUACAGAGACUGACUGACUAUCCACACUUCUGGAUCGGGAUUGGUGACUGAAGCAACGAACACACUGACUAUCCACACUACUGGAUAGGGAUUGGUGAUUGAAGUAAAGAGACUGACAGACUAUCCACACUACAGGAUAGGCAUUGGUGACUGAAGUACAGAGACUGACUACACGCCACAUUGGAUAGGCAUUGAUGACUGAAGUACAGGGACUGACUACACGCCACAUUGGAUAGGCAUUGAUGACUGAAGUAACAAACAGACCUAGAGCUAAUGUCCGUGUUUUUUUAUCUUGAAUAUCCAUUUAGAACGACGUCUGGACUCACUAUCCUAUGAAUACAGGGGCGCAGUGGGGCGGUUCGUGGGUCUAAAGAGUGAGCCUGCACAAUUAACUUAAAAAGCAGGUUGAAGAUAGUCAAAGGCAUGGGAAAUGAGAUGUGUUCUUCAUCCUAGCCGUUUAAAGAAAAUUUUAAUCUACUUGAACAAGAAUUCUACCCUUCGUUCUUUUGCUGCAAGCAAAGGGGUCCAUUAUUUUGUAGACAAAGUUGGGGAUACUGUCAAUGAUGUCCUUGUGGAUGGACAUAAAUGUAAGAGCAUUCAGUCUCUCUUACUUACUUACUUGUCUUACUUGUCCACUGUGUUGGGGUCACUGCAGUCGGAACACGCCCAUCUCUGCCCC
Aplysia californica (California sea hare) is the source of this 1973-nucleotide messenger RNA. RefSeq names its product galactoside alpha-(1,2)-fucosyltransferase 2. NCBI's taxonomy places the organism in Eukaryota, Metazoa, Mollusca, Gastropoda, Aplysiida, Aplysiidae. The record is from RefSeq and is a predicted model, not a curated record. Gene Ontology annotation, cellular component: membrane. Gene Ontology annotation, biological process: carbohydrate metabolic process. Gene Ontology annotation, molecular function: galactoside 2-alpha-L-fucosyltransferase activity.